Molecule: messenger RNA, 978 nt
Organism: Brenthis ino (lesser marbled fritillary)
Lineage: Eukaryota; Metazoa; Arthropoda; Insecta; Lepidoptera; Nymphalidae
Source: the annotation of a GenBank genome assembly
AUGCCGUUUUACGCAGUAGCAAAAGGACGGACGGCAGGUAUUUUUAUGACUUGGCCAGAUUGUGAAGCACAAGUGAAAGGUUUUCCUGGAGCAAGAUAUAAAAAAUUUGAAAACAUUGUAGCCGCUCAGGAUUUCAUAACUUCUCUAGGUGGUAGCUCAGUAACACAAAAAGCUAAGUCUUCAAGCAAUCGAGUGAGUUUCGGUAAUAAUACUUCUAAUAACCUCAAGAGAUCUUAUUCCUCAUCAUCAAACCAUCAAAAUGAUAAUAGUCAUGUUGCAAAUAAGAAAUCUAAAUCUAAAAACAAGAAAUCUGAAAGUGGUUUCAGUGAUUCUGAUGAGUCUGAUGAAAUCAAUACCAUAUUAAUAAAACAGAUGGAUGAUAUUGAAAAAAGAUUGAAAGGAUUCGAAAAAGGUAUUGAUAAAAUUAUUAAAAAAAGUACUAGAACUUCUGAUCGUAAAUCAAUAUUAAUAGAACCUCAAGCAAUACAUAGUAGUACAACCACUAAUGGUAAUUUUGCAAUAGACAAUGAUGGCUAUGUGCAGGUUUAUACAGACGGAGCGUGUUCUGCAAAUGGUCGAAGUGGUGCAAGGGCUGGAUUAGGAGUUUAUUGGGGUGAUGGGCAUUCCUUAAACAUUAGUGAACCAGUUACAGGCAGAGCUACUAACAAUUGUGGAGAAAUACAAGCUGCCACUAGAGCAAUUAAACUAGCUCUUAACCAAGGAGUCAAAAAAUUGGCCAUUAACACUGAUUCAAAGUUUCUAAUCAAUUCUGUGACCAAAUGGAUGCCUGGUUGGAAAAGAAAAGGUUGGAAACUCCAGUCAGGUGAGCCAGUGAAAAAUGAAAUAGACUUCAAAGACCUCGACAGUGUCCAAAAUAAAAUUCAAAUCAAGUGGAAUUAUGUGGAAGCUCACCGUGGCAUACAUGGCAAUGAAAUGGCUGAUCAAUUAGCAAAAGCUGGAGCUGCCAGAUAUAAUAAA